GGUCAGCGAACUGUUGGCGCAUGCUCUGUGGCGGAACAUUUCUUUCCUACUCUUUCCUAGUGUACUCUGCUCGUUCGAGUAAUGAGGGCUCGCCUCCCGGACCUUGUAGACCCCCGGUUCGAACGCUCGUAACUGCCCUUAUAUGCCCCACUCCAGGCCUCCCCCCAGACCCUGAAGGAGCCUGACUGAAAGCCCCGCUUAUUUUCUGACGUAAUUCAGUUCCGCAAACUUUUUUCCAAGCGCCUCUUCCGAGCCAGAUAGCAAGCAAUCCGAUACAGCAAGCAAAUCCAAGAUAGCCAAGCAAGUGUAAUUCUUCUAAAUAUAUUUUCAUAUUCAUUCUGCUGCACAAGAAAAAUCAGAUCAAACAGGAAAAAAAAAUGAGAAAAAAACACAAGCAAACAACAACAACAAAAAAAGAACUCAAGAUGGAUUUUUUAGUUCUUUUCCUGAUUUACUUGGCCUGUGUUCUGACUAGUGUUUUAUUGCUCUGCAUAUAUUCCAAAAGGACCCAUAACUUUGCAGGAGGAAUCCUGACAGAUGGAUCACAGGUGUUUUCACAUUUUGUGCCAACGUGGCUGCAAAGAGCUACACAAAAAACAUUUCAUCACCUCUUCCAUACACGAAACUAUAUAUUCAUCAUCUUGCACUUGGCCUUAGAAGGGGCUGUUUACAGUGAAUACACAUGGGAGAUAUUUCACUACUGUCUAGAACUGGAGUUUUCACUGUAUCAUCUUCUUCUGCCCUAUGUGUUAUUGAUUAUAAACCUGUUUUUUUUCAUUUUGAGUUGUACGACCAAUCCUGGGAUAAUAACAAAAUCAAAUGAAGCAUCAUUUCUUCAAGUUUAUGAAUAUGAUGAAGUGAUCUUCUUGAAAAACAUGAAUUGUCCUACCUGCAACUUGAGGAAACCUGCCAGGUCAAAGCACUGUAGUGUAUGCAACAGAUGUGUGCAUCGUUUUGAUCAUCACUGUAUUUGGGUAAACAAUUGCAUUGGUGCCUUAAAUGCAAGAUACUUUUUAAUCUACCUCUUGACAUUGACUGCAAUGGCUGCAGACAUUGCCAUCAUAACUGCAGCAUUUCUAAUCCGUUUGGUGCUCCUUUCGGGUAUGACAAUGGGAACAUAUUUUGAUGACCAUGGACAUGAACAACCCGUUGAUGUUGCCUUUCUUAUACAGUAUCUGUUUUUGACCUUUCCAAGAAUUGUCUUCAUGCUUGGAUUUGUUAUUGUACUUUGUCUCUUACUUGGUGGUUACGUGUGCUUCACUCUAUACCUGGCAGUUACCAACCAGACCUCCAAUGAGUGGUACAAAUCCAGUAGAGCCAAGUGUCAUCGAUGCCAUAAUUCAGACCCUGUUAAAGAAAAACCCAGUGCCUAUAGGAACAUUUAUGCCAAGAGUGCUUGGACCAAUUUACAAGAAAUUUUUAAUCCAGUUACAUACUAUGAAAAAAAGAAAUAACAGUGAAGAAAGUGUUACUGAAUUUUAAAAUACAAAUUUAUUCAUAAAAUUAAAAGUACAAGUUCUUUUUCCUCUUCUAACACACACUUUCCUAUUGUCUUCAGUAUGUUUAUUAAAAAGUUCCCAAGGGCUACAAAAGCAUUCUAUCUGCUAAAUAUCACUUGUUUUCUGUAAAUGGAAAUUAUAAUAUACUACCUACCUCACAGGGUUGUUGUGAGGAAUGCACUUUAUAAACUUUAAAGUACUAUAGAAA
Messenger RNA from Antechinus flavipes (yellow-footed antechinus), 1707 nucleotides. RefSeq names its product zinc finger DHHC-type palmitoyltransferase 4 (gene ZDHHC4). Gene Ontology annotation, cellular component: Golgi apparatus; endoplasmic reticulum. Bases 378 to 1454 code for a protein of 358 amino acids. Gene Ontology annotation, biological process: peptidyl-L-cysteine S-palmitoylation; protein targeting to membrane. Lineage: Eukaryota; Metazoa; Chordata; Mammalia; Dasyuromorphia; Dasyuridae. The record is from RefSeq and is a predicted model, not a curated record. The transcript has 8 exons. Gene Ontology annotation, molecular function: protein-cysteine S-palmitoyltransferase activity.